This is a messenger RNA of Cryptosporidium muris RN66, 1371 nucleotides long. RefSeq lists its product as uncharacterized. Lineage: Eukaryota; Apicomplexa; Conoidasida; Eucoccidiorida; Cryptosporidiidae. The record is from RefSeq and is a predicted model, not a curated record. The coding region runs from base 1 to 1371 and encodes 456 amino acids. The transcript has a single exon.
AUGAAGAAUUUAACGUUAAAUUUAUUUUUAUUUUUAAAUAAAAUAAUAGAUAAAUAUAUAUGUAUAUUAUUUAUUUUAUUUUUAUUUUAUAUAAUUGGGGAUGAUUAUUUCUAUUGUUAUUGUUCAAAAAAUAAUAAAUUAAUAGAUUUUAAUAUAGACCCAAUAAUAAAAAUAAAUGAGAGAAUUAAAAGAACUGUUAUUUUAGACAGUAAUACAAAGAAUAUAUUUCCAAUUAUUAAUGGGUGUUUACCUAUUGGACCUAGUAUUGUUAUUACAAAACAAGAUUUAACUAUGAGUAAUACAAAUUACAAUACUUUUUUAUUAAUGAGAAGAAUACUUAAAAAUUUAUAUAGAAGUUCAUAUGGAAUAAUUCUUGCUAGUAAAUUUUCUAAAGUUGAAAAUAUUAGAAUUUUUGCAAUUGAUACUUCAGGACAAUUUAGACCAAUAGAUAUAAUUCAAUCGAAUAGUAAGAAAAUUGAUGGGUUAAAUAAGAAAUGGUUAAAAAAAAGAAAAAUACCUACUUCAAAAGCCACAUUAAAAGAUUUAGGAAUUGAUCAUAAUUAUUCUUCAAUAAAAAAAGAAGAGAAUUUAAUUUCUGAGGGAAGUAAUGGACUUUCUUUGAAUAUAAAUGGAAUGGAUUUAAUAAAUAAUGAAGAGAGAAAAAAACCAGUAUCUUUAAUUCAAAUACGAACAUUAAAAAAUAAUAAAUUUAAGAAAAUGUUAAAUAUACAUAUGAUUACAAUUCCAUCAAGAAUUAAAGAGGAUUUGAUUUUAUGUAAAUGUUCAAUAAAACCAAUUGAUCAUAAAAGACUUUUAGAAUUAGCUCAAACACUACAAUUUAGUAUAAUUAAUGGAAUAAAUAUUAAUAAUAUUAUUUGGUUUAAUUUACCAAAGAUGAUUCGUUUAUUAUUAUUAGAUAUAAUGAGGAAUUCAAGUAUAAUUCGUGCCAUGAGUCCUUUAUUUAAAUUAUAUAAUAAUACAGAAGAAUAUUUUAAUAUAGCUAAAUAUUAUUCAACUGAACAACAGAAGCAAUAUUAUAAAAAUUAUUUUAGUGAUAUAAGGAAUUCUUAUAAAAAUAAGUUAUUAAUUGAAUUUUUGAGUGAAACAAUAGGUCUUUUUGGGAAUUUUUUUCAAGAAUUAAUUUCUAAUGAUAAUAUACAAGAUAUUUUAGAAGAAAUUGAGAUUUCUAGUAUUGAAAAAAGUUUACUAAUAAAUAAUAAUAUAGAUACAUAUACAUUUGAUGAUAAAUAUCAGGUUUUAAAUUCUAUUUUAUUAGAUUUGCCUGCUAAUAAUAAUUGUAUUUUAUCUUCAAUUGAGAUUUUUAAAGAAGCCUCAGAAGCCUCAUAUAAAAGUUUUUUUUCAUUAUGUUAA